Pundamilia nyererei is the source of this 1605-nucleotide messenger RNA. RefSeq names its product dysbindin-like. NCBI's taxonomy places the organism in Eukaryota, Metazoa, Chordata, Actinopteri, Cichliformes, Cichlidae. The record is from RefSeq and is a predicted model, not a curated record. The transcript is spliced from 5 exons. Gene Ontology annotation, biological process: regulation of synaptic vesicle exocytosis; neuron projection development; anterograde synaptic vesicle transport. Bases 390 to 1136 code for a protein of 248 amino acids. Gene Ontology annotation, cellular component: cytoplasm; BLOC-1 complex; synaptic vesicle membrane.
AGAAAGAGAGCAGAUUUCUCCUGUUUUGGCUUCCUGUUAAAUCCAGAACCAGUUCGUAGGCUCUUUAAAAGUAGAACGGCAUAAAUAAAUGUUUAUGUUUGUAUUUCUUUAUCAUUUUUUUAAGCUCAGCACUUCACAGAUACAGUGAUUUCUAGCAAUUCAUAGAUUACAACUAAGGAAGUGGCUGCAGGACAACACAGAGUGACUUCAACCUGAAAAAUAAAAACAACGACUCUGAAUCAGCUCUGCUUAUAUUCAGUUAGUUAACAGUUAGAUAGCCUGUGGUUUUGUGCCGGCGGCGAUCACAGACGACCUAACAGUUCCUACUGCCUCUGGUCUGCUCACGGUCACCCCUCUGUUUGUUUCAGGCACUGGAUGGUGACAUAGUGAUGCUCUCAGCACACUGGGAGAGAAAAAUGACGUCACUAACACAACUGCAUGAACAACUGCAAAGCUUGCCAGCCUUUAUCAGCGAUCUUGAUGCCAUCACUGCUAACAUAGCUCAUUUGGAAGGCGACUUUGAGGAAAUGGAGAGCAGACUGGGUUACCUGGAGGCACUGUGUUUGCAGUGUGAGCAGCAGACAGCCAAACAGCAACAUAUCAACCAAUCAGAAAACUACAAGAAAAAAAAAAGGAGGGAGUUGGAAUUACUCGAAGAGGAGUUGGGUUCUGAGCAUGCUCAGAAAGUAGCAGAGCUGGAGCUGGUCAUGCAGCAAAAACUGAGAGAGCGACAGAAAGUCUACGAAGAAGCCUUUAACCAAGAUGUGGAAAAAUACCUGUCCACUGGAUACCUGCAGAACAGAGAGCCAGCAGGUGCUGAUGUUUGCUCUCUGGAUCAGGUGACACUAACUAACACAGACCAAGAGGCUUUGGAUGACUUCCUCAACUCCAGUGGAGAUGAAGUCACUACUGAAUCAUCAUUGACAUCAGGUAAUCUCAACUCAAGACAUGUUGUCAUAGAGUACAAAGCAGAAUUAUUUAUCCUGACAAAACACAAUCAGCUUGGUAAACUCAUACAAACAUGUCAAAACAUCAGCAUGUUUAAUGUUCCAAUACAAUAUUUCACACUUGUGGUCAGACGUGUACAUGUAGUGAUCGUGGACAUGGCUGUCAUGGUCAUUUUGGACUUUUCAUGAUUUCUUUGAACUGUUCUUUUCCAAUGGUCCAUACAGGGGAAGUCAGUAAGUGCAUAAGAACAAGCCAGGAAAUUGAUCCCAAACAUCCAUCUAAAUGGUUUUAUAAUGAGUAAAAGAAGGUGAAUAUAAAGCAUCUGGAAUGACCUGAAUCAUUUAGAAAAUGCAUAAAAGCUGUGUCUGUGAUAGUAAACCAGCCAAUUUAAAUGAAUGUUACCAACUCUGUCGAGAAGCGUGGUCAAAUAUCCUGCUUACAUCAUGCCAGAAGCUUGUUAAUAGCAACAUUGAGUAAAACUUGCUAAAGGACAUUUAACCAAAUAUUGAAGGUGUAUUAGUGCAGCUGUAUGGAUAUGUACUAAUGUCAGUACUAAUAUCCAUCAUUCUUUCAAGUAAGAUGUAUGCUGUACAAUCAUUCCACCCUAAAACAGAAAACAAUCUAAGAGCUCUUUUUGAGGUUGACCCCUGCCCAGUG